AUGGUUGUCACGCAUUACAAAACCAUCACAGUCGUCUCGGAGCCCUUCUAUAAAGUCACCAACGAUGACCACAGAGCUUUCCUGGUCAUCUUUGCCGUCGUCUUUGCGGUGAUUGUGCUGGGCAGCAUCGGUAUAAAGCUUGCCCUUCGUCGCCGGAUCCGAACCAAAACCCUUCACGACUCCGAAUCCGUCCUGUGCACUGGCGCGGUGCUGCUGCUGGCCUACUCUGCAUGCUCCGUCUACUCGGCAAAUAUGGGCGUGGGACUACACAAGAUGGACGACAAGGUUGACGUCGACGCCGUCCAAAAGACGAAUUACGCCAUAUCGAUCCUGGGAAUCUCGGCCGUGUUCUGCGCCAAGUUUUCCACGUGCAUGUUUAUCAAGAACAUCAACGAUUACGGUCGCAUGCACACGGCUACAAGAGCCCUGAGCAGCCUCGUCGCCGCCGCAUUUGUCACCGGCAUCCUUGCCACCCUAUUCCAAUGCCCCCUCCCAAAGCCCUGGGCAGCUGAGAACCAGUCGCAAUGCCCGAGAAUCGCCAUGAUAUACCUUUAUAACGGGACCAUGAACGCCAUGACCGAUGUCCUCUUAUGCGCUCUCUCCAUCGCCAUGGUCUGGCGUGUGCAGUUGUCCAAAAAGGCCCUGGUAUUGGUGCUGUUUGGCACAAGAAUAAUCUGUCCCAUAACCAUCAUCCCCAGCCUCCUCUCGACCCGACACCUCUACAGCGACGAGGACUUUACCUGGCUCGCGCUGCCGCCCGCAAUCUGGCAGCAGGCGUCCUUCUGCCUCUCCGUAAUCACCGCCUGCACCUCCAGCAUCAAGUACGUCCUCGACACGUUCGGCGGCUUCACCUUGGCAGUCGAGGCGCCCUACGAGCUGACCGAGGUGCCGGGCAAGCGCGGCUUCCAGGCCACCGCCGCCACCACCAACCAGAGCAGCGGCGCAGGCAGCGGCGCAGGCAGCGGCGGAAGCAACAUGUUGCAUGGUAGCGGCGGAGGCGGCGGCGGCUGCGGCGACCUGACGGGCGAUCCGGGCCCCUGGUCGCACCGGCGCAAGACCUCAUGCUCGGCCGACCGCGGAACGGCCGCAAGCCUGGGAAGAGGAGGGGUCCCAAGAAACACGACUGGCAUAGAAAGAGCGCAAAUCACCCGAGAGCUCAAGGAAACCCACCUAACCACGACGCUGUCAAAUACCUUUUCCCGAUCUCCCUCGACGUCCACAAUCACCGACAAAGAUGACAAGAGUGGAGAUUCUGGAAUCUCGGGAGCGGCGACGCCGACAAAUGAGAGCAACGUCGCGAUAGAAACUCUAACCCAGGCACCGGUCGUCAAGCCCUCAAAACCAGGCAUCCUCGUGGUUACUAUACAUGAGGGCCAGGGCUUUUCGCUACCGGAGCAGCAUCGGGCAGCGUUUGGCAUCGGUAACCAACAUUCGUCUUCGGUCUCGACCGGCAAUGGCUUCGGCGUCGCCGGCUCGGUCCGACCCGGCUCGUCACAAAAAAGUCCUGGCGCCUUCAACGGAAGGCCGCAGACGUCAGGCGGCGGCUUCGGAACCCUGCCAACAAACCAUGGUCGAUUCUCGGGCAAGUACAUGCCCUAUGCCCUGAUCGACUUCGAUAAGGUUCAAGUCUUUGUAAACUCGGUCGAAGGCACUCCCGACAAUCCUCUCUGGGCAGGUUCCAACACGCAGUACAAGUUCGACGUCUCCCGGGUCACGGAGCUCACGAUCCACCUCUACAUAAGAAACCCCAACGCACCACCCGGAUCAGGACGCAGCCAGGAUAUUUUCCUGGGCGUCUGCCGGAUUCAGCCGCGAUUUGAGGAGAGGCAGCCGUUCGUUGAGGAUCCCAAGAUGAGCAAGAAGGACAAGGAGAAGGCCCAGGCCGAGUGGGCCAAGCGGGAGCGGGCGCUCGGCUUCAGCGGCGUCGACUGGGCCGACGUGCAGUACGGCACGGGCCGCCUCAAGAUCGGCGUUGAGUUUGUCGCCAAUAGGACUGGCAAACUCAAGCUCGACGAGGACUUUGAGCUCCUCAAGGUGGUCGGCAAGGGCAGCUUCGGCAAGGUCAUGCAGGUGCGCAAGAAGGACACGAACCGAAUCUACGCCCUCAAGACGAUCCGGAAAGCACACAUCAUCUCGCGCUCCGAGGUCACCCACACCCUGGCCGAGCGCUCCGUCCUGGCCCAGAUCAACAACCCUUUCAUCGUGCCGCUCAAGUUCGCCUUCCAAUCCCCCGAGAAGCUCUACUUCGUCUUGGCCUUCGUCAACGGCGGUGAGCUGUUCCACCACCUGCAGAAGGAGCAGCGGUUCGACGUCAACCGUUCGCGGUUCUACACGGCCGAGCUCAUCUGUGCGCUCGAGUGUCUGCACGGCUUCAACGUCGUCUACCGCGACCUCAAGCCCGAGAACAUCCUGCUCGACUACCAAGGCCACAUUGCCCUCUGCGACUUUGGCCUGUGCAAGCUGGACAUGAAGGACGAGGACCACACCAACACCUUUUGCGGAACGCCCGAGUACCUGGCGCCCGAGCUCCUCGAGGGCAAGGGAUACGACAAGGCUGUCGACUGGUGGACCCUGGGCGUGCUGCUGUAUGAAAUGUUGACGGGCCUACCUCCUUUCUACGACGAGAACACGAACGAGAUGUACAAGAAGAUCCUGUACCAGCCUCUCGACUUCCCGGGCCCCGAGGUCGUACCGCCUGCCGCUCAGGACUUGCUGAGGAAGCUUUUGGACCGCGACCCCAAGACCCGUCUCGGAUCGCCGGAGCGCGGACGUGGCGCGGCCGAGAUCAAGUCGCACCCCUUCUUCCACGCCAUAGACUGGCGCAAGUUGUUGCAGCGGAAGUAUGAGCCGGCGUUCAAGCCCAGCGUGGCCAAUGCUCUCGAUACGACCAACUUUGACCCCGAGUUCACAUCCGAGGCACCACAAGAUUCUUAUGUCGAAGGACCAGUUCUCUCACAGACAAUGCAGGACCAGUUCCAGGGCUUCAGCUAUAACCGGCCGAUUGCUGGACUUGAUGACGCCGGCGGUAGUGUUAAGGACCCUUCGUUUGUCGGCAGCCUGCAGGGAGGAAGAUAG
This is a messenger RNA of Pyricularia pennisetigena, 3075 nucleotides long. RefSeq lists its product as uncharacterized. The coding region runs from base 1 to 3075 and encodes 1024 amino acids. NCBI's taxonomy places the organism in Eukaryota, Fungi, Ascomycota, Sordariomycetes, Magnaporthales, Pyriculariaceae. Gene Ontology annotation, molecular function: protein serine/threonine kinase activity; ATP binding. The record is from RefSeq and is a predicted model, not a curated record. The transcript is spliced from 6 exons. Gene Ontology annotation, biological process: protein phosphorylation.